Messenger RNA from Oncorhynchus nerka (sockeye salmon), 1668 nucleotides. Its product is annotated as DNA repair protein RAD51 homolog 3. The transcript has 9 exons. Bases 133 to 1152 code for a protein of 339 amino acids. Gene Ontology annotation, molecular function: ATP binding; ATP-dependent DNA damage sensor activity; four-way junction DNA binding. The record is from RefSeq and is a predicted model, not a curated record. Lineage: Eukaryota; Metazoa; Chordata; Actinopteri; Salmoniformes; Salmonidae. Gene Ontology annotation, biological process: reciprocal meiotic recombination; DNA repair; meiotic DNA recombinase assembly. Gene Ontology annotation, cellular component: Rad51B-Rad51C-Rad51D-XRCC2 complex; replication fork; Rad51C-XRCC3 complex.
UUUUGGAGGGAUUAAUGAAAAUGGCUCCAGCUAUGUACUUGGAAAUUGGUUUCCUCAUCGCUAGCUAGAAGCUAGCUUCAGCAGAAGUAAAACUUGGCUUGCUGAGGAGGUCGCUGAAACGAUAAGCGAAAGAUGCAGAGGGAUGUUUCGAGCUACGCCAUUGCGCCGUCUGUCAAAGUGAAACUCCUCAAUGCUGGGUUUCUUUCUGCUGCAGACCUGUGUGACUUGCGACCUCUCCAACUCAGCAAAGAGGCCUGCAUCUCCCAGGAGGAGGCAGUAGAGGUGCUGCAGGCUGUGAGGUGUGAGCCUGGCCAGGAGAGGGCAGCAGCAGGCAGGUUGACAGCCCUGGAGCUUCUGGGGAGAGAGCAGGAGCUGGGCACUAUAGUCACUUUCUGCUCAGCACUGGAUAUGGCCCUGGGAGGGGGCAUGCCAGUGGGAAAGACUACUGAGGUCUGCGGGGCGCCUGGGGUGGGAAAGACCCAGCUUUGUAUCCAGUUGUCAGUAGAUGUGCAGAUCCCUGCGUGUUUUGGGGGGUUGGGAGGCAAGUCUCUGUACAUAGACACAGAGGGCAGCUUCCUGGUCCAGAGGGCUGUGGACCUAGCGCAGGCAGCUGUGGAGCACUGUGGGCUUCUAGCAGAGGAUUCAGAACAGCAGGAAGCCUUGAAGGGGUUCACUGUGGAAACAAUCCUCUCCAAUUUAUUCCUUGUCCGUUGCCAUGACUACGUGGAGCUCUUGGCAGAGACAUACCUCCUGGCUGACUUCCUGGCUCAGCACCCUGGGGUCCGGCUGGUGGUGAUUGACAGCAUUGCCUUCUCGUUUCGCCAUGACUUUGAGGACCUCUCCCAGAGGACCCGCCUCUUGAACGGCCUCGCCCAGCGGCUCAUCCAGAUGGCCACCAAUCACAACGUCGCGGUCAUUCUUACCAAUCAGAUGACUACAAAGGUUUGGAGUGGCCAAUCGAAGCUUGUUCCUGCCUUAGGUGAGAGCUGGGGUCACGCUGCUACACAGAGACUCAUCCUACACUGGGAGGGCACACACAGGACAAUGACCGAACACAUCUCCAGGCUGUGUAAGGGCUAUUUGACCAAGAAGAGUGAUGGUGCUGCAUCAGAUGACCUGGCCUCCACAAUCACCCGAUCUCAACCCAGUUGAGAUGGUUUUGGAUGAGUUGGACCGCAGAGUGAAGGAAAAGCAGCCAACAAGUGGUCAUCAUAUGUGGAAACUCCUUCAAGACUGUUGGAAAAGCAUUACAGGAAGCUGGCUGAGAGCAUGCCAAGAGUGUACAAAGCUGUCAUCAAGGCAAAGGAUGGCUACUUUGAAGAAUCUCAAAUAUAAAAUAUAUUUUGAUAACUUUUUUUCAUUACUACAUGAAUUCAUAUGUGUUGUUUUUAUAGUUUUGAUGUCGUCACUAUUAUUCUACAAUGUAGAAUAAAAAAUGUAACAAACAACCUUGAAUGAGUAGGUGUCCAAACUUUUGACUGGUACUGUAGAUUGAUGGGGGAAAAUGUAUUUAAUCCAUUUUAGAAUAAGGCUGUAAUGUAACAAUGUGUAAAAAGUCAAGGGGUUAGAAUACCUUCCGAAUAUACUAUAUAUGCCUUUUUGAAGUUGGAGCACAUUGACUGGUAUUUCCAUCAAUGAAUAAAAAGCAUUAUUUUGCAAUGGAUAAUA